AUGAGCGGCUACCAGAAUGGAGAGCGGCCCGCCCGCGCCAUCGACGACGACAGCGACGUCGAGGAGGAGGCCCUUGUCAACGACUACAAGGAGCAGGUCCAGUACGAGGACAACAUCGGCGAUGACCUUGAGCAGUCCAGCUCCCUCACCAUGGCUCAGCAGACGGACGACAUCCAGUCGCGCCUCGCCGCCGCCGCCCAGCCCCUCGACUUCUCCGCGCCCCUCGAGGUCAAGUUCCAGAGCUACGACUCGUACUGCAGUCUUUUCCACUUCAUCCUGAACAGUGAGGGUCCCGUCGACCUCGAGCCACCCUCGUAUUACUGGGCAUGGGACGUCAUCGACGAGUUCAUCUACCAGUUCAACUCCUUCUCCUCCUACCGCAUGCGCAUCGCCCGCCAGGGCAACAACGAGGAGGAGAUGCAGGUCCUCAAGGAGAACCCCAACACCUGGGGCUGCUACUCGGUCCUCAACGUCCUCUACUCGCUCAUCCAGCGCUCCCAGAUCACCGAGCAGCUGGCCGCCAUGCGCCGCAACGAGGACCCCAUGGCCGUCGCCGGCGAGUACGGCAACAAGAACCUGUACCGCAUGCUGGGCUACUUCUCCAUCAUCGGCUUGUUGCGCGUGCACUGCCUGCUCGGCGACUUCAGCCUCGCCCUCAAGACGCUCGACGACAUUGAGCUCAAUAAGAAGGCCAUGUUCGCCCGCGUCAUGGCCGCCCACUUCACCACGUACUACUACGUCGGUUUCUCCUACAUGAUGAUGCACCGCUACGCCGAUGCCAUCAAGAUGUUCAGCCACAUCCUGGUCUACGUCUCCCGCACCAAGAACUUCCAGAAGAACGCCCAGUACGACUCCAUCACGAAGAAGAACGACCAGAUGUACGCCCUCAUCGCCAUCUGCGUCGCCUUCCACCCCACCCGCCUCGACGACACCAUCCACUCGGCUCUGCGCGAGAAGUACGGCGACCAGCUCCUCAAGCUCCAGCGCGGCGGCCCCGAGUCCCUGCCCAUCUUCGAGGAGCUCUUCCGCUCCGCCUGCCCCAAGUUCAUCUCCCCCGUGCCCCCCGACUUUGAGAACCCCGAGUCCAACAUCGACCCCGUCGAGCACCACCUGGCCGUCUUCAUGGAGGAGGUCAAGGUCAACAUGUGGAGCCCCACCGUCAAGUCCUACCUCCGCCUGUACACCACCAUGGACCUCAAUAAGCUGGCCGGCUUCCUCGAGGUCAAGCCCGACGAGCUCCGCUCCUGGCUUCUCGUCAACAAGCAGCGCACCAAGCAGCUGCGCUGGACCGACCACCCCAGCCUGCUCGACGGCGACCUCGUCAACAUCAGCGACCUGGACUACGCCAUGCAGGGUGAUCUCAUUCACAUCUCGGAAGCCAAGGUGGGCCGCAAGCUGGUGGACUGGUACCUCCGCAACCUGUCCCGCACGUACGCUUGA
This is a messenger RNA of Colletotrichum graminicola M1.001, 1440 nucleotides long. Its product is annotated as RNA polymerase I-associated factor PAF67. The transcript is spliced from 3 exons. NCBI's taxonomy places the organism in Eukaryota, Fungi, Ascomycota, Sordariomycetes, Glomerellales, Glomerellaceae. Gene Ontology annotation, molecular function: translation initiation factor activity. Gene Ontology annotation, biological process: translational initiation. The record is from RefSeq and is a predicted model, not a curated record. Gene Ontology annotation, cellular component: eukaryotic translation initiation factor 3 complex; cytoplasm. Bases 1 to 1440 code for a protein of 479 amino acids.